Molecule: messenger RNA, 1105 nt
Organism: Plasmodium cynomolgi strain B
Lineage: Eukaryota; Apicomplexa; Aconoidasida; Haemosporida; Plasmodiidae
Exons: 7
Coding region: 437-1105 (222 amino acids)
Source: RefSeq, a predicted model, not a curated record
GAGCAAACAUCACUCCUUUACGUGCUGCAGUAGCUUCGUGUACCAACAGUAUAGGAGAUCCCUUGAGGGGCACGCCGAAAUUAUUCUUUUCCCCAAAAAGGAUGCCCCAUUUUUGCGUGUAGAGAUUAACAUCAUGAGAGGUGUAUAUGCAAUAUGACGAACUGUGGAGCAGCGCUCUUUUCACUGUGAACGCAUUUUAAAGGGCAGGUGGAGAGCUACAUUAUAUAUGUAUGUAACCCAUUCUUGAAUGGAAGGAGAAAAGGAUUAGCGUGCUUCUCACCCCCUUCCCCUACAUGACAUGAUAAUAAAAGUACAUCAUAUAAAUAAACGUUCAUAUGUGCGAAGCAACCACGUGAGGAUGUUUCGCGAAACGAAGAAGGAAAAAUCUAUUUGCAAAUUUGCUCACAUUCACCCGCGUCAAAAGUAGAGUGGUAAUAUGGCCCAAAACCCAUGGUAUGUUCAAAAGUCGAAGGCACUGAGAACGAGCAAAUUGGGGAAGAUUAUUAACAAGUUCAAUGAAGAGUACGACCACUUGAUGUAUAUGUCCAAAUUUAUGAACAUAAAAAACACGCUGGAGAGAAUUUACCAUAAUUCAGAACUGAUAAUUAACAAAAAAACGUUCAAUAUAGUUCGGAUAAGCUGUGUCGCCCAAUUGCAACCGAGGUUCUUGAACAAUGUGAAGGACGGGUUGAGCGUCUACCUUUCCAACUUUAUGCUCAAGGCCAAUCACGAUGUGGAAGGAUUCACGAUAUGCUUCAACAGCAUCAAGCUGAAGGAGAGGGAGCCCAAAGUUAUUAAUGGCGACUCGUCCGUGAUGUUCUUGAAGAUAACCUUCAAUCUUCUGCUUCUGGUGCUGAAGGAGGACUACCGGAUAAAGGUCCAAAUUAACAAAAUAGAACCCCUAAAGAUUCACCUGGACGUUUUUGGGAUCAUUGAAGCUACCUUCGCGGAGGAACUGUUUAAGAAAUUCUCCUACAAUUCCAGAAAUAACACCUUCAUAAAGGACAACAAGACUUAUUCCCUCAACGAUAUUAUUAACUUCACGAUAAAGAACGUUACCUACUCGUCGUGCGGCUCGAAUGUGAAGCUCAUCGGGUGCAUUUAG